Thunnus maccoyii (southern bluefin tuna) is the source of this 1122-nucleotide messenger RNA. RefSeq names its product immunoglobulin lambda-1 light chain-like. Bases 63 to 1046 code for a protein of 327 amino acids. Lineage: Eukaryota; Metazoa; Chordata; Actinopteri; Scombriformes; Scombridae. The record is from RefSeq and is a predicted model, not a curated record. The transcript is spliced from 5 exons.
CCUCAGCUGCAUCAGAGUGCCACUUCUCCCCAGGUUCACCAGAGGAAACACCACUGCACAAAAUGCUUUUCCUCCCAGCUGCUGCUCUGUGCUGUCUGUGUUCAGCGCUGGUUGCCAUGGCAGCAGACCUGAUUCAGGAUGAUUUAACAUUGACCAGGAGAGUUGGUGAAACAGUCUCCUUCAGCUGUGGAGGAACUGACCAGUGUUACAGUGGAGCCCCAUAUGUAUUCUGGUACCAGAAGAAAGACAAAGAAACAUUCAGAAGGAUUCUUUAUAUUAACAAGAACACUGGUGACAUAGGUAGAAGUUACAAUCAUCCUCAGCAAGAUGAUUUCUCACCUGUAAAUAAAGAGAACGGCUGUGAGUUGAAGAUCCAGAAAGUUAAACUCUCACAUUCAGCCACCUACUACUGCUCGUGUUGGAAAGAUGGAAACUACUACCUCAUCUUUGGCUCUGGAACUAAACUGUAUGUAGAUGAGCAGGUAGUGAAGCCCGUGGUGAGCGUGUACCCAGCAGCCCACCUGGAGGGGAAGAGUUCCCUGCUGUGUCUGGCCUCAGCCAUGUCUCCUCCUCUGGUCCAGUUCUCCUGGAAAAGACAGAAGAACGGCCGGCUGGAGGAUCUGAACCCUGCUGAGGGAGAGCAGCUGGAGCUCAGAGAGUCGGGGCGCACUGCCUCCAUCCUGCUGCUCCAUCAGCAAGAGAGGAGCACAUAUAAAUACCGCUGCUCUGUCAAGCACGAAGGGGGCACAGUGAGGGCCCAAACAGAACAAGAUGUUUCUACUCUUCCUCCAACAACAACAGCUCCAACAGCAACUCCAACAUCAGCUCCAACAGCAACUCCACCAGCAGUUCCACCAGCAUCUCCAACACCAGCUCCAUCAGCAGAUGCACCAGCAGCUCUUGUCCCGUCUCAGUACCAGGUGAAGCUGCUCUGUGUGCUGUACACAGUGCUGAUAGUGAAGAGUCUGGUGUACUGCUGUGGACUCUCUCUGCUGAUGAUCCUCAGAAACAAGGGACCGUCCACCAACUGCACACAUGCUGACUGACUGUUUUCUGCUCGCCUUUUCUCACCAUCACAUCUCAUCAAUUCAUCUCAUUUAUCACUUUGACCAGCGUUCAGAA